GUCCCAUCUGGCACCGCGCGCCUCGUCUGCUCCGCGGCUCAGUUGGCGACACUCGCUCGCGCGCUUGCCUGCCUGCCUGCGACCUGCUCUCGCUCUCUCUCUCUCCUUGAGAAAAUGGCUGCCGUACGCCGCGCUCGCAGUGACUCCCGCUGCGUGGUGCGCUUCUCCGACCGAGAACUCUACUAAAAUUCCCUUCCCGGCUUGUUUAACCGCUCGUAAGAGGAGGGGGUGAAGAAAACUUAAAAACCAGACAUUAUUCAAGGCACAAAAGACGGGGCCCGCGGCUGCCGGUCGUCACCGACGCUCGCGAAGAACCAGCCGAAGAGGCCACUCGCGCCUUGAAACAGCCACAGCGCCCGAGAACGACCGUUGGACGGGCGGCCUGGGGUAGGAACUGCCUCGGCCUCAGCAUGGUAAGGGAGGGGGGCGAUGGCGGCGCGUGACGGGGGCGGGGCACGUCGGGGCGGAACGCGCCUGCCUCCUCCCUGCCCUCCUUUUCGUCCCGUGCGCAGACCCUCCCAGGUGUCAGGGGCCGUCCCGGAUUUGCAGAAGCCAUCCCGGUUUCUGAUUCGAUCCCUGGAUUCUGACUUGAUCCAGCGUUUCCUUACGGCAUCCCUGUUGUCAUCGGGAGAAAUGUUGGAGGGGAAAUUCUUAGUUCUCCCCGGUGAUCCAUCAUGUUUAAAGUCCGGGGCAGAUUAUACUAGCACCGACAUGCAAAAUUAAGCAUAUGACCGCUGUUAUUUUAUGUGUGUCUUUAUGUGCAUAUGUAUGUAUAUGACUAUGCACAUAUAUGUAUAUGAAUCUGCACAUAUAUGUAUAUGAAUGUGCGUGUAUAUAAAUAUGUGUGUAUAUGCAUGUGUGUAUAUGCAUAUACAUAAGUAGAAUUACUGUAUAUACAUACAUACAUACAGGGAGUAGCCUUGAACACCCAGGGCUGUGGAGAAGACUUCAUCACUGCCAACAGCAGCUUCUACUCCUGAGUGGCCUAUGGCAAGAGGAGGCGACUAACCAAAAUAAAAAUAAUAAAAAUAAUAAAUAAAUAUACAAGAGCUACUGAUGCCAUCCAUCCAGUGAGGCCCACAGAACUCGAGGAAGAUUGUAUAUGAAACAAUAGUGGAAACAUUAGCAUUAAGAUAUUUUUAGAAUGUUUGAGCCACUUUGAAAGCACUUUGGUCCCAAACUUUGAAUCUGUUCAUUGGAUGAGUCUAGUUGAAGCCAUCUAUGAUUUUCUUUAACACCUGAUAAUGAGUUAAUAGGUUUGUAUACAGUAUAUGUAUUGAGCACACAGAACCUGGGUGUCAUGCAUUUAUAUCCCAAGUAGCAAGAAUGAGUUAUUUGCUGAGCUGGGUGUGGUGCUGCACAUCAGUUUUGCCAGUAUGAACCUGCUUUUGAGCAGGUUGCAAUUAAGAUUUUUCUGAGUUUUAGGAUCCCACAGUGAAGGAAAACUCAAUCCAGGUAAUAUUCCUGUCAAGAACUAGUGUGAAAAAUCAAAUAGCAAGCCGCCUAAAAUGACUCCUCUUCCCACUGUCUUGAUUCUGUGCUUUCUUGUGAGUGUGGCUGAAGGUUUCUGUGAAAGGAAGUAAGAGACUUUCAUGAGAGGUAGUGGGAGGAUUUUUUAUUUUUCUACCUUCAGCUCUUUGUUGCAGCUGCUACACUAAUUCCAUAUACACAGUCUAUUUUCAUGUGUACUUGUCCAGGCCUUGAUGGUCUUGAUACUGUUGAGGCUUAGUGUUGCUGUUUUUUAAAUGGAUGAAUGACUUAAUUUUGGUUUAUAUAUUAUAUGUAUUUUUUAUUGUUUCAAACUGCCCUAUGUUUUCAUCUGGAGCAAAUGGCGUAUAAGACUGGAACAAAUAAAAUACAGCAUUACUUCAUGCAUGGUCUGAUAAGGUUCUGUAUUUGCAUGCAGGAUUGUACGUCAAGUUACUGUGACUCCGGUGUUUGUUCAUCACUGCUUUAUACAAAUGAGGUGAAUACAAAAUUCUUUACCUAGAAUGCCACAUAGUUAAAUUUACACUUGAAAAGUUCCUGUUUCAGAGCUUAGCUAUAGAUGUCUUAGUUUUAAUAGUAAAUAAUAGUAUUUGUCCACUUACCUUUUCUUCCAAAAGAUAGCUUAUCUUAGGAAACACAUCUUUAAAUGUUUUUUAAACAUUUUUGGUUGUCUUCUGCAAGGCUGUGUAAAAGGUUUUAUGUAUCCUGUUUUAUGUUUUUAUUUAUCUGUUGCAUGAAGAGAUCUCAUUUUAAAAAUAGCUACGGGGUUAUCUUUGAGAAGACAGGUCAGCCAUCGAGCACAAUCUAAAGUUAGUAAACGAUCCCAUUAAUAAACUGUAGCCAAUUAAUAUUCAUCUCAUUAGUAUUAAGCAGUGAUGAACAAACCCCAGAGUUGCAAUGACAUAGAAUCCUGCAUGCAAGUACUUACUAUUAUUAUUUGAUUAAUAAUAUUUAAUAAUUUCAGAGGGUAUACUUUGAGUAUGAAUAGUGACGCAUCUAUAAGAUCUGCUUAAAAAUUCUGUAUGAUUUUAGAUUAGGUGUUUUGUAGGAUAAGAACAAAUUAUGGGACAAUACUAAUUUCAUUAAAAAUGUGACUUUAAGUACUAAUUUCAUGUGAUUUAUUCUCUCAGGCAGAAGGUGAAGAAGAUUGUCACUCUGACAUGGUAAGAGCAGAUGACAAUGAAAGGUCUGGGGAAGCAAAUCUUCAGGUAUGUAUGCUAUUGUAUUUUAGGGCAUGGACUCAUCUGCAUAAUUUUGUUCUUUGGUCUGUGUAUUUUUUGCCCUUUCGUUGGUACACUUGUCCCAAUCUGCACUUAAGAGCCAAUGUAUAUGAAUGCUUUGAACACAUAGGCAAUUUGAUAACGUGCCUCGUUUGUUUCUUUGGACUGAAAAGUUUUAAGGAUUUUAUUGUGCUAUAAUAUUCAUAAAGAUAAGUAAUUCCAGAGGCAGUAGAAGUAAGUUCUAUCUGUGGAUAAGAAAUACUUCACAAUCUGAGGGAGUGCAUUAAUCCAUACAAAAUGCUGUAAUUCCUGGCUUCUUUCUAACUUCCAAGCUUUAAAAUACUGACAUAGUGUAUAUUGGUCACUCUUUGAAGAAUGAGCUAUAGUAAGCUCUUUCUGCAAAUAGACUUUUCCUUUAGGGUAUUAUCUUUUUGUGUAGAUUGAGACAUCUUAGCAUCUUAUUGUGACAUACUUAUCUGAAGGAUUUGAAGAAUGUUGCAACUCUUAGUUUUCUUACAAUAAAUAGGAAAUGGGGCAGCUUAUAAUUUAGCAGCAAUAAUGAUUGAGGAAUUCACUUCAUUUUUCAGCAAGUUAAAUGAUCCAGUGCAAUUACUUUCACCAAAUGAAAAUACCCCAAAAUAGUUCUUCACCAUAUUUGCUCAGAAACUGGCUUGGAAAAUAGUAGAAAUUCAUUGGUGAUUAGGACCUUGCAAUCUUGUUCAGAAAGCACUUGCUGAGGUGGCUUAACUAUAUAAUAAACAGUUUGUUUAGAUGAUUGUCAGAACCCAUUUAUUGGCAUUCCAUGUUUUUGUGAUGUUUCAGUUGCACUGGGUUUGACAAGAUGUACCAGAAUCUAUUUUGCUUGUUUCCAAACUUGCAAAUUUGUCCUGGAAAGGCCUACAGCAAAGUGAUUCUUUCUCACAUAUAGACUCUAAAAUUAGUAGCUAUGAAUACACUAAAACUCAGCAGCAAAAUGUCAGUUACUGACUGGAAGAAAUAAUACCUUCAGAUUUUUUAAAAAAGUAAAAUACCAAGAAUCAUUUGCUUCAUUACGUGGAAGAAAUUAUCUAAAUAUCUUGCACUUGUAGACACGUCUACCCAAAUAUUGGAUUUAGUUUCUGGAUUUCUAGGCAGAGCUCCAGAUGUUCAGAGCACAAUGGAUGUUUGAACUUACCCCAGGGGUGAGCUCUACGGGUUUGGAGGUUCGAUCCUGCAGAACGUCGGCAAGAGGGCCUUCAGUAAAGGCUGUAGAUACCAAAGGAAAGCUGGAACUAGCAAAAGAGGAAAAGGUAAAGAACUUGAGCUUCUUAUCUUCAGUGAGCUAAUGGAAUGCAAUCUCUACGGGCUAAGCACUUAAAAAGCAUGGGCUACUUUUUCUCCUUCUGUUCUUACUGCUGUGCCAUCUCUCCCUACUUUCUCAUUCUGUUUCAUCUUCUGAAUUAACAGAAUAUGGACGUAUUACCCUUAAAGCUGGGUAAUACAGAAAGAUGCUUUAAAAUAUUUAUUUGGAAGAUGUUGCUCAGAGUUCCUAAAAUGCUUGUCUGGGUCCAAGUUAAAAGAAGAAAAGGGACUAGCCAAGUUUAUUGUAGAUAAAUUAGUAAAAUGAUGGGGACAAUUUUUUAUUAGGAUAGAUAAAUUAGCAAGAUAAAAAUGACAAAAAUCCUACUAAUUUAACUUGCAUGUGUAAAUAGGAAGAAUUCAUAACAGAAGGAAGAUGCAUGUCAAAACCGAAAAUGCUGAAGAACUUGAUUCACCUCAAUCACUUUUUUAUAGUAAGCUAGACAGUUUUUCUUCUGAAGGAAAGUGGAAUGACAAUAACUAUCUCCCUUUCCCAUUUCUUUUUUGCUGUGUCUUUUUCAUUCGAUGCUCUAGGAAAUUUUAGAGCAAAUUUUAUUUAUCAAAAAUAACACAAUAUGUUGGAAAAACUUGCUAUUUCACUGAUUUGUGUGUUCUGUUCUUAAUUGCAAGACUUGGCAGAAAUACUGCAGCUGUAAUGUGCUCUGACGACUGUGCUUUCUCUCACAACUGCCUUAGACUUCACUUUUGGAAAUCAUCCCGCAGGUGCUUUCUUGCUUAAUAUGUCACCAAUUUUUGCUCUAGGUGUAGAAUCUACAAGGAGUUACUGUUUUUUCCAGCAGAUGCUAGUCACCAUGAUAGUAUCAAAUCAUAAUUUUAUCUUACUCUUGGAAAAACUGCUGUAAAGAUCCACAGUGGCACAUCCUCUUGUGGUCAUUGUAUUGAGAUAUUUUCAGAUGAGUGGAAUUACUGCCAGUUUCAGAACUACCGUAGAUGGACAAUUUAAUUGUAAAACUGCAAAACAAAUAGUAGAAGUAAAAUGUUAUUGCGAGGUGAUGAAAGUUUAAGGUUAAGAAAAUAACUUCACAAAUACAAUCCAUUUAGUUGGACAAGAAAAACUUCACUUCUGUGUGUCUUAAUUUUAUAUUUAAUGCUGAUAAAACUUGCCAUAUAGUAUGAUUGAGUAGUAAUUUUAUUUGGCUUGCUGGCAAGGGACUCUUAAACAAUUCACUAAUUUUUGUACAGGCAAGAGAACUGUUCCUGAAAGCAGUGGAACAAGAACAAAAUGGGGCUCUUUAUGAAGGUAAUCUAAUAUUUGUGUUUUAAUCUUUAUACAGUAAAUUUCUGGAUCUUAACUGUUGCUUAUGAACUGAAUUCAUAGGCUGCUGUGGGUGAAAACUACUAUUUGUACAAUAAUUGUUGGGAGGAAAUAAUUGUGAACACAGCUAAGAGCUAGGCAGUUUUGUUUUCUCAUCUGCUGAUCAAGAAUCAUGUUGCAAAAGUGAAGGACCACUAACUACAGUUCAGAUAACCAGGGGCCUCCGGUGCCUUGGCUAGAAUAUUGAUUUUGACUUGGGUGAACCAUGUUAAAUGCCCUGCUCAGUCAUUAAUUUAAUUAGGUAGCCUAAGGGUGAGGGAAGAGAUAUCUCAGUACCCUACCUCACAGGGAUGUUGUGAGGAUUAAUAAAUGAUUCUAAAGCCCGAUUCUUUUUAAGAACUUUUAAACUUAACUAACAAUUUCAUUUUAAAGUAUGUAUUGUGAUAUAUAGAACUUGUUGCUCCAUUUUUCUAUUAGCACUGCAUGAGUGAAUUGACAAGUACUCCUUGGCAGAAAAUUAUUAAUUGUCAGGAGCCUAGUUCCUUUACUUGGGAAGGAUUCAGAAUCCAAGAAUGUCUCACCUGUGGUGUGCUAACAUGCCACCAUGAUAUAAAGUACAGUGGUACCUUGGUUUACAAACACUUCGGGUUACAAACACUUCGGAUUACAGACUCCGCUACCCUGGAAGUAGUACCUCAGGUUAAGAACUUUACCUCAGGAUGAGAACAGAAAUCGUGUGACAGUGGCAGCAGGAGGCCCCAUUAGCUAAAGUGGUACCUCAGGUUAAGAACGGUUUCAGGUUAAGAACAGACCUCUGGAACGAAUUAAGUUCGUAACCAGAGGUACCACUGUACAGAAUUUGGUUAUAUUUAGAAACCCAGCAUGUGUUGGUGGCAGAUAGGUGCUAUUGACACUGGUGAACUUUCAUAGCUAAGCAAGCUCUUCUACAUGCAAAUUCACCCUUGAGUGUCUUGAUAUCCAAUUGGUACAACGUAAUAUAUAUACCUGUGGGAAAGCUUCCUGUGCAGAAGGGAUACUGUGCUAAAAAGUCACAUAAAUAUUGGCCUGUGUCUAAAUGGCAUUACUGAUCACAAUGUGACUAGGUACCUUCUAAACAUACUGUUAUGCAGCUUUUGUCAUCUUCAUUUUUGAAUGCUCUUAGGAGGAAGUUUUGGUAAAAACUCUCAAGGAAAUUCUACUGUUUCAUACAGGAAAUUAUUACAUGCUGCCGGUGCCUGAAAACAGCUUCUUGGGGGUCUUUAAAAAGGCUAAAACUAGUGAAAUUUAAAGCUGUUGUACAAGUGAGAUAUUUGGCCAAUAAUCCCAUUUUUUUUGCUGGAAAAAAGUCAAAGUGAUGUCUAAUUUGACUUGAAUAAGAUUUCUCUUAAGGAUCCCUCUCUUCACUUUUAUUGUUCAGUGUGAAACAGAUUUUUACCAGCAGUCUAAUUUGAGAAGUAGUCUUGACAUAUAGAAUAGGCAGCAGUGGGUGGUCUUUUAGGAUCUUGCUAAAUUUAACCUGAACAAAAUAGCAUACUAUUCUAUUUGUUGAGGGUAGUUCUUGUCACUGGUUUUCUGAGGCUUCGAUAUUGAAAAACACAAACUAGCUCCUGUCCCAGUUUCCAUUCUUAUUAAAUCCUAUUUUUAAAAAAGAACCUUAAAAUAGUUGCUUCGCUUUGAAACAUGCUGCUUGUGUGAAUUGCUGUAGCAAGUUAUGCUUUUAUAUAAAAAUGUUCGUACUCAAGAAUGACUUCUAAUGAUCCUGACAUUGAUAUUCCUGUCAAAGAAGAACAUUAGGCUACAACCCUAUGCCCACUUAAGUGUGAGUAAAACUCGUAAAGUUCUACUGUGUCCGGAGUAAAUAUACAUAGAGUUGCACUGUUUGUAUACCCUUUAAAAUACAAUAGAAUAUUGUCUUUGUGCAGUUGGGAUGCACUAAUAUGUAAUAUUGCUAGGACAGGAUAGUUUUAGCCAUAUACCACAUUUUAGAAAUAAAAUAACUUGCCCCAUAUAAUAGAAUUUCAUCCAGUUUCGGUGAUGUGCUAAGACUGUAUUAGGCUGUGCUGCAUUUGCCGCAUAAGACUUUGCAGCUUCACCUAUUUCAACCUCAUCUAUUUUCGUUUCUACACUCCAGGCUGCUAGGUUAGUUCACCUGAGUCUUGUUGGUUCUGUGAUGUUAACCCUUCUUUUCUUUUAAAUAAAAAACUUUAUAAAAUUCUUGUGUGUGAAUAACUUGGUAUUUCUGCAAAAUGAGACAGAAUGAUGAUUGGAGAAAGUGCAUUUCUUACUAGAAGAUGCACUGGAACAAUAAGUACUAUUCUAUAAAAGAGAGAUUGAUAAGAUGCACCUAUACCAUAAACAUAUGGUAGAGUGCCAGUCCUUACAAUACAGUCUCAACACAGAAGGUUAUUGGAAGGGAAGCAUAAUCUUUAAGAGAUGCUCACAAAAUUAAUCUCUCUUAAUUGCUGCAACUCUGGUGAUAUCCAUAGUGCCCUUUUGUAGGACACUCGAUGAGUCAUGACUUGCACACUAUAUCCCCUUUCAUGUAUCAUAUAGCCUCUUUCAUGUUAUAACAACUUUCAUGUAGGGGCCAUUGCAUGCCAGUAGGCCUUUAUAAGCCAGCGUGGUUAGAGUGUUGAGAGACCUGGGUUCAAAACCUCCACUCAUCCAUGAAGUCCACUGGGUGACCUGGGGUCCGUCACAGUCUCACAUCCUAACAUAACUCAUAGGGAUGUUGUGAGACUAAAAUGGAGAGGAGGAGAACCUUGCAACCCAAGUUCCUUGGAUAAGAGGUGGGAUAUAUAUGUAGUAGACAGUACACUACUCUGCCCUAACUUGAUUCCGAAUGUGCCCAUUUCAAAUGAAUGGUCUUAGAGUUUAUCAGAUGGAUUCCAAGGACCUAAGUAUAAAACAAACCAGAUUUUACACCUGUUGCUGAUAGUGGGAGAAUAAUAGGUGGCCUGCAGGCCCUCAAACCCUUCUUCCCAAACUUAGGCUAUCAAGGACUGUGGCAAGGAAGCCACCUGAUAGCAGAAGCCUGAUCAUUCCUUGGUUGUCAUAAGGGAUUAUGGGAAAUGAUAAUGCAAUAUGGAUUGAACUGGGAAGCAUUGGUGAAGUAUGUUUUCUCAUGAUUCCCAAUAGCGUUGGAGGAGUGUGUAGCUUUAACUGCUUAUAUUUUUCUUUCCCCGUCUAGAUUUUGGAAAGGGUGUGGAAGGGUUGUUAUUACUAUUUAUUAAGUUUAUAUACUGUCCUAUACCCACAGGUCUCAGGGCAGUUCACAUUGUAUUGAACCCCCUCCUAAAUUGAGCCCAGGUUUUUAGGGUGGGGUUUGGGGUAGAUUCAAAAUGGACUUGGACAUGGCUAAACUAAAAAAGGUCGUUGUGAACUGCCCCAUUAUAAAAAUCACUUAUGCUGUUACCAUUUAAAAUGAAUAAAUGAAUACAAUACCAGUCCUAGCAUUUACUAAAUAACAUGCUUAAAAAAGUAAUAUAUUUUAUAAAAGUUACUUACAAUAAAUGAAGCUAGAUGCUGUAUUACUCAGUAAGAAUAAUAUGAGAAAGAUGCUAAUGGAGCUACCAUUCUAAGACUGGGAUCCUAACUGAUUGAUCAAGAAAUAAAUUACCUUGAAAUCAAUGGGAUUUGAUAUCAUAGAAUCUAGUGUAACCCCCUGCAAUGCAGGAAUAUUCAGCUUUCCCAUACAGGGACCAACCCUCAAUCUUGGCCUUAUCAGCACCAUGCUUUAACCAAUAAAGCAUAGUUAUAAUCUAGCUGCAUUUGAUCCAUUCCCUUCAUUCAAACAGAAGGUUAAGUGCGAAUAAGAGUACAUAAUUUUCACUGGCAUGUUGAAACAUCCACUAUACUUUUUACAAUCACCCGGGACGCGGGUGGCGCUGUGGGUAAAACCUCAGUGCCUAGGACUUGCCGAUCGCAUGGUCGGCGGUUCGAAUCCCCGCGGCGGGGUGAGCUCCCGUCUUUCGGUCCCAGCUCCUGCCCACCUAGCAGUUCGAAAGCACCCCUAAGUGCAAGUAGAUAAAUAGGUACCGCUUUCUAGCAGGAAGGUAAACGGCGUUUCCGUGUGCUGCGCUGGUGCUGGCUCACCAGAGCAGCUUCAUUACGCUGGCCACGUGACCCGGAAGUGUUCCCGGACAGCGCUGGCCCCUGGCCUCUUAAGUGAGAUGGGCGCACAACCCUAGAGUCGGACACGACUGGCCCGUACGGGCAGGGGUACCUUUACCUUUAAGCAGUCAUAACGUUCCCCAAAGAAUCUUGGGAGCUGUAGUUAAGGGCACUAAGAGUUGCUAGGAAACCCUUAUUCCCUUCAAAGAGCUAGUUUCCAGAGUAAUUUAGGAAUCAGUCCCUCUUCCCAUGACUUUAAAGUGGUGUGAUGCUGCUUUAAAUGUAUAGUGCAGAUUAUUAUUGAAUUUAUGCCCUAGUCUUCCCACGGAGCCCAAGGCUGCAAAGAAAUACACCAUUUAAAAACAAAUGAAUGCACUGUAAAAUAGAUUAAAACAUUCCAAAAAUGAUUACAAUUUUUUUAAAAACCUGAAAUCAGUUGCAGUGAAAAACAUUCUUCCGUUCAGUGAUCUUAGGGUUUCCAGGAACAGUAUUCUUCAGACAGCAAAAGCCUUGUAAACUGGAACGUUUUUAAGUUCCUUCUGCAGGUUAAUAAUGAUGGAGACCGGUACACAUCACUAGAGAGACAUUCAACAACUCAAUAACUACCAUUGAAAAGGAUGUCUUAAUGGGUCAGUACCAACUGGCCAGCCCACCAAGAUAUCACAGGCUAUACAUGAGGCCUAGAUGAAAUUUAUAAAGACUAACCUGUGUUCUCCAGAUGAUGAACACCUGACUCCCAUCAGCCGCAGCUAGAAUGAUCAGUGGCCUGGAAUGAUGGGAGUUGUAGUUCCCUAGGUUCUGGAGCGCCAUAGGUUCUCUGUCCCUGUUCUCACUGGUGGCUCCCAAGUGCUGCUUUGAGGAUAGUCACAAAGGAGAUAGUAACCAACUUGCAUUGAAGAACUGGUGGAUUUAUACAGGUUUCAAGAAACACUGUAUUACCUGAUAUGAGCAAAAAUAGGCCUUGUGGUGAAAAACGCUUUCAGCGUCUAUAUGCUGCUGACACCCAGGCCUGCCUCUACCCUAGAAUCUUCACUCCAUCCAAGCACUGCUUAUGUAUAGAUGCUAUACAUUGGCCAUGGACAUAUUGCAUACCUGCAACUUUUAAGGGGGAAGGCCAACUUAUCUGCCCAUCUUGUAAUGCAUUUCUCUGCAUAAACCAUGUUUCACUUGUUUUGCUUGUUUUCCAAAGACUUAGUUGUUUUUGCAAAGCUGCUACUGCUGUGUUAUAAACUCUCUCCAAACUUCUCGAGUUUGAACAGCGGCUCGUCAUGCUGUUUGGGGACUGUUGUAUAAGAAAUACAAGUCCAAAUCCCUCCUGGACCUGUGGGACUAGUUACAUGGUUCUUGAGCCAGUGUGGUGUAGUGGUUAAGAGCGGUGGACUUGUAAUCUGGUGAACCGGGUUCGCGUCUCCGCUCUUCCACAUGCAGCUGCUGGGUGACCUUGGGCUAGUCACACUUCUCUGAAGUCUCUCAGCCCCACUCACCUCACAGAGUGUUUGUUGUGGGGGAGGAAGGGAAAGGAGAAUGUUAGCUUCUUUGAGACUCCUUCGGGUAGUGAUAAAGCGGGAUAUCAAAUCCCAACUCUUCUUCUUCUUUCCCAUUGAUGUCAGUUAAAAAUGAUAGCUGAACAUGCACUAGUGCAUUAACUAAUAGUGUGAGGUAGCCUUCCCUAGGAAGAUACAGUUGCCAGGGGAAUUGCUUCUCCUCUCUGGUCUCCCAUUUCACCUUAUUCCAGAUCUUGACUGGACCAGAAAAAAUAAGGCCACGUUGCCUAUUCCUGACUGAUAGAAGGCGACAUGCUGACAUUUUAAUCUUUGGUUGAUUAUGACUACUUUCAUAGGUCCUUAGGCAGUUUUAAUGAUUCAGGGGUUCAGCUUUAAGGUCCUGUUUGGUGUAAGAAGUGUAUACAAUCGUACCUUGGUUUUUGAAGAGCUUAGUUCAUGAACAACUUGGAACUCGAACACCGCAAACCUGGAAGUAGGUGUUCCAGUUUGCAAACUUUGCCUCAGAAGUCGAACAUUCGUUGCGGCUUCCGAUUGGCUGCAGGACGCUCCUGCAGCCAAUCGGAAGCCACUUCUUGGUUUUCAAACAUUUCAGAAUUUGAAUCGGCUUCCAGAAUGUGUUCUGUUUGAAAACCAAGGUACGACUGUAUGAAUUUAUUUAGUGUAUGGGAAUAGACUGUCCCCAAGACGUGUUUGUAUUAUACACUGCUUAUUUCAUAGUAAUCAUUCAUGAUAAUGAACUUGGAUUCAUGCAUUUAUUUUACAGAAAUAAAUAUUGAUCUUGGUCAACCUCUCCUACUGCCUCCUGGUAUUUUAUGAGUGCUCGGGAGGGGGGCAACCCUUUGGAGCAGUUUUUCAGCAUUGUUAGAUACAACCUUCUGAGAAAUGUGCUAAUAAGCAUGCUUUUGAUGCAGAUGCUCAGUAAAGUAAGUGCAGUUCAUUUAAGUAUACAUUACUUUUAUUUUUAGCUAUUAAGUUCUAUCGUCUGGCUAUGCAACUGGUCCCAGAUAUUGAGUUUAAGAUCACCUACACCCGAUCUCCAGAUGGUGACAGUAUUGGGAAAAGCUAGUAAGUAUAAUAUAUUUAUUAUUUUGAAAGCUUAAGAUGCUGAUGAGGAAAUAUGCUGAAUAGCUGCAAUUCUAAACACUUAAACCCUAGUCCUAUGCAGUGAGAUGUGCCUAAGUGCUCUGAAAUUAGUAGGUUGAAAUACACCUAACUGCAGAGGUUUAAGCUGUUACUAGAGAGAAUUUCUUAUCAAACUCAGUAAGACAUUUAUAUGUCUGAGUAAACGUGUAAAAUCACUCUGUAAAGUUGCAAGUCUAUGCACAGUUGCUGCUUCCAAGUGCCAUUGAAAUAAAUAUACAGUGAUACCUCGGGUUACAUAUGCUUCAGGUUACAUACGCUUCAGGUUACAGACUCCGCUAACCCAGAAAUAUUACCUCAGGUUAAGAACUUGGCUUCAGGAUGAGAACAGAAAUCAUGCUCCAGCGGCGUGGCGGCAGCAGGAGGCCCUAUUAGCUAAAGUGGUGCUUCAGGUUAAGAACAGUUUCAGGUUAAGAACUGACCUCUAGAACGAAUUAAGUACUUAACCCGAGGUGUUUUGGACACAAUUGGAUCAUUUUAAUCCUUCAUUCUAAAGGAUCUCCAAAGGUGUCAUAUAAUGUAUCCUUAAAUAAAAGUUGCUGUACAGUAAUUAAAUAUCCAACUCAUAUUGCCUGCAAAUAUUUUGAGUGUUGUACUAUAUCUAGAUCCUACUCUGAAGCAAAUAUGAUCCUAUGAUCCUAAGACACAAGUUGCACUUAGUUCAAUAGGACUUAAUAGAUUUAGCUUGUGAGUAAACUAUUAAAGUCACUGGAACCAGCCUCUGAAAAAAUGUGCACGUCAUAUUGUUAUUAAACUUACAAAUAUAUUUUUCAUACAAAUACAACAGCCAUCACCCACAUUUGCACAUAAACCUUGGUUUAUCAGCAUGAGCCUGAGGCUCCUUAUGGCUUGUGCCCAUCACAAAAAUACCAUUGUUUAUUGUAAUACAUGAACAGGGUCAUAGUCUUUUUUUUCUUUUCUUUUUUAAUGCCAAGAGAUAUAAAUUAACUGAAAAUCUGGUGUGUGUGUUUUUAGCCUUCAUUAAUACUGGUUUUCUCUCAGAUGGUAAAAGGUUAGGUUUAGAUCUCAUUUAUUGCUCUUCUGAAGUAUUCUGCAAGGUUGCUGUGCACUAUGCACACUUACCUUAAAUCAAAGUUUAUUUUUAUUUUUGCUUUAUUUAUUAAAUUUGGUAGUCACUUUAUUUUGCUCAAGGCAACUUAUAACCAAACAAACAAUAAACCCGCAUAGUUACAUUGAAACAAAAAUUAGAAGCCAAAUGAUAAGUUGAGAGUCCAAGAGGGCAUAGAAUUCACAAAGAGUUUGUAUUUAUCAUUCUAACAUGUUUUCUGUGAUUUAUCUAGGGUUCAAACUGCACCUGACACAUAGACUUGUGUGAUAUAAUCCAGUGACUCUCUUUAAUAAAGUCAGAAAAAGCACGUAAGGACAGUUGCAUUACAGAAGCAGGGGUGGUAGUUUAUAUGUUCUUUGCGUGCUAUUUCCUGAUCUAACUGAAAUAUCUCUUCCUAUCCCCAAUUUCUAAAUACAUGUUUACAUGCAUCUGUCAAUUCAGGGCAAGAAAACUUCCUGAAAGGGAGCAAUCUUGAUCAAAGAAAUGGCAGGAUAAUCCUCUCUCCCCGUUUUCUGAUCUCAGUUGCUCUUCUGGAAGCAUUUUGUCUGAUUUUUCCAAGAGCUGUACUGAUAAAGAUUACGUGCCUCAAUUUUUUAACGUCCACGGCCGUGACUUUCCACACAUUUCAUUUGUAAGCCUAGUCUGUACAAGGAAUGCAUAUUUGUUAUUUUAUAUGCGAGAAAUCCUGUUUAAGUUUGCACAGUACAACCCUGUGUUUGUUUACUCAAACAUAAAUUUCACCGAGCUUGAUGCAGCUGAAUCCCAAAUAAGUAUGCAAUCUUAAGAGUGAACCCUUAGCUUCAUCUUCUUGGAAGCAUGUUUCACUGAGCUCAAUUGUACUUAUAUCUAAGUAGAUAUGUGUAGGUUUGACCUGUAUCAUCAUAAAGUAGAUUUAUUGCAUUAGCCGAGUGGCCAUAGCAUGGUAUACAUUGAAAUAACAACAUAAAAUGGGGGUGGGGAGGUAGAGGUAGACAUCGUCCUGGGCGAAUACUUAAAGAAAGUGGAAAAAAAAAAAAAUAGCUGCUGAGGCUGGAGGAGGACCGUUGAAGGGUCCUUCAGCUCCUCAGAUUAGUCCUAACUCGAUUGUCCUUGCACAAUAAGGCUACUUGGAACUUCGUUCGGUUGUGCGGCGUAUCGACUGCAUCUGUGGUGUUAAGGAAGAAGUUAGUGCCGCUUUCCUCUUCAUCACACUAAGCAGGAAGUUAGCUGUCAUCUCAGUAAUCCAACAAUCAGAAUCCUGCAAAAAGAGGGACACUAUCCAAGGCUGGAUUGGGAGAUGGAACUUAUUCACGAGGGAGUUAAAAACCGAGAUCUUUCAUCUGUCCAGUUGGGACAGAAGAGCAUUACAUGUUCCAUAGUCUCCAGGGCCGUGUCAUUACAGGAGCAUGUUCUGUUUGCGAUGGGAACUCUGGAAUAACGACCCGACAGAACUGCUGUAGGAAAACAGUUGAGACGGGCACAGGUAAAAGCCCUUCGCUUAGUCUCCGAAGAAAUUGUGAAGCAGUAUAGAGGGAUCCCUUCAGGGGGUGGAAUAGCUAGGGCUAGGCCUGAACACGGUCCUCUUGCACAAGAAGCUGUGUUGGAGAAGUCAAGUUGCUGUAGUUUCUUUUUAAUUAGGGGUAGGGCCACCGGGCUGAUACACUCUAAGUUAAGAACUUGUUAAUUGUAGAGCAAACUUUUUCAGCAGUGGGCCGGUCCAGUGUCCCUCAGACCUUGUGGGGGGCCAGACUAUAUUUUUUUGGGGGGGGAUGAACAAAUUCCUACACCCCACAAAUAACCCAGAGAUGCAUUUUAAAUAAAAGCACACAUUCUACUCAUGUUAAAAAUCCAGGCAGGCCCCACAAAUAACCCAGAGAUGCAUUUUAAAUAAAAGGACACAUUCUACUCAUGUAAAAACAUGCUGAUUCCUGGACCGUCUGUGGGCUGGAUUGAGAAGGCGAUUGGGCCACAUCCAGCCCCCGGGCCUUAUCAUCAUAAUUUCCAGAACUAAGAGCCUGUCUGGAAAUUUACUUACAAAAAUAUAGAAUUGUAUUGGUGAAAAACCCUCAUUUAAAUUGACAAGUAUGAAUAUUGGUGACAGAAACCAAUAAAGGUUGUUUCUAAAACAUGGUGUAAAUAGGAAAGAACAUUACCUUUCAGGAACAAGGCUGCAAUUCUAGAUAUACACACACAUGGAAGUAAAUUAAUUGAAAUUAAUAGGUUCAGCAUAAACAUGGUUAAGGGGCUGUUGUAUGAUAAUCUAAUCUCUUUAUGCUUCCUUCUUCCAGCAUUGAAGAUAAUGAGAAUGAUAGCAAGGUGGCUGACCUUCUGUCCUACUUUCAACAGCAAUUUACUCUUCAGGAAUCAUCCAUCAAACUGUGUCAGCCUGAGCUUGAUAUGAAUCAGACUCAUAUCUCAGGUAAGGGAAGUUUUCAUAUUGAAAUAGUGUGCACAGUAAAAAGGUAGACAUGGGUUUUCAUUUGAGCCUGGUAAACCUCUGUCUGAACUGUCCUUCGUUGUGGUUAUAAUUUGGAAUGCUAUAGGCUUAACACUACAAUUUCCAUGUUAAAAAUACAUAUUUAGUGUCGGAAAUGUGUAAUAAAAAUAGGGACGUGCAGGGAUUAUUAUUAUUUUUUGUUUACAGUUAUUUUUAAUCCUACCUUUUGUUUUUGCGUUUAAUUUCAUAGGCUUCCUGACCCAAGUGAAUGGAGGCCUAUUUGUAAAGGCCAUGAUCUGCUGCUUGUUAGUAGUUGCUGUAAGAACUUACACUGCCAUCUUCUUCUUGCUGGUUUUAAGAAUCAUAUCCCUUUAAAUAACACUCUAAAGACUUCUUGUUUGGUUGUAUUCUUGAUAGUUACUUAUUCUUUCUCCUUGUAUGCUGGUGAUAGCAUGUGAUGUAUCCGACACAGCUGUCAUCAGAAGAAGAGAGUUGACUUUAUAGAUGCUGAAAUUCUUUGUUGCAGGUGAUAGAGGGCUGCAUGCUUCAUGUAAACAUUUUGUUGACAUGCAGAAUCAUUACUUUAACUUGCUUAGUGAUAUAAGCAGUCUCUGGAUAAACAGAUGUUUGGAACUAACACACUGUGCUUAAUGUAGCUAAAGAAAGUUAUGAUAUCUUUAUUAAAAUAGUACAAUUCUAAAUAAACAGUGAAUAAUUCUUAGACACAUCCAAAGAACCACUUAUUUUGGAAGUUGCUAUCUAAAAUAGGCUGGGAGUAAUUAUAUAUAAUUACUAUUUAUCUGUUUUUUCCAAAGUGUUGCCAAUGGAGCUGAUGAUGUAUAUUUUUCGAUGGGUGGUUUCCAGUGAUCUGGACCUGAGGUCUUUAGAACAGUUAUCAUUGGUCUGCAGAGGCUUCUACAUUUGUGCCAGGUACAAACACAACUAUCAUUUAAGAAACCUGUCAUAGUUUGGUAGUCUGUAUUAAAUCGGGGUUGGGUAUUUGGUUAAAAAUAUUUGGUAAAUUGACUGGCCAAAGGAUCAAGUAUUUUUAAACCAUGUGUUUAUUUUAUAGUGUCGCCUCCCUCACACAUAAAUGAAUUCCAGGACAGUAUACAUAGAAAUGGAAAAUGACAGAAACAUUUUAACUUUAUUAAAACAACAAAUAAGAUAUUUUAAUCAUAAACAGAGUUUAUACUUGUGUUAAGUACAAAAACAGACUAAAAACUUACUGUGAAACCAUGAAAUUUACUUCUUUAAAAAUGGUAAUAAUUUGUGCUUGUAAUUGUGCUUGAUUCAUGGAAUAGUUCUUUUUGACUUUUAUCUUGGGAUAAAAAUAGGGGAGGGGGUUAUUGAUUUGUGUUUUCUUGUUCUUGUUUUUGUCAUAUAUUUUGUGUUUUUAUGUUGUGAACCGCCCUGGGAUUUGUGGAUGAGAGGUGCUAUACAAAUUUUAUAAUUAUUAUUAUAAUAAAAAAUAAAGUAAAAUAACAGCAACUAUAAAAAACAAAAGCCAUGUUAUAAAGGUAGUUUUGCUAAGUAUAGAGCAGAUCAGUUCAUUGUCACAUCCAGCUUUCUGCUUCCUGCAACAAACAAAAUGAGAGUAAUAGCAGGUCCUAGAUUGCCACGUAUUUGAGAGGUCUGAAGUUAUAGGACAUGGCCAGCAGGAGAAACUGUGCUGCUAUGCUUGCCCCAGUAUGAAGUAACAGGGAUCACUCUGUUGCCUGCUUCCUCUGUGGUGUGUUACCCUGCUGCCUUCUACCCUGAAGUUCUCCAUCCUUCCUUUUGUCCAUGGGAUUCAGAUCAUUCCCAUUUAAAAGCUCUAGCACUUCCCACCUCCCCACCCCCACCCCAUCAGCAGUUCUUUUCUGCAAUGAACAUGUGAGCCAAAUGACUCCCAAUGACAAUAGUAGCAGCUGCCUAUUCUGACAGCCCAACCAACCAGCAAGAACAUGAACAGAACAACCUUUGAUUUACCGGGGGGGGGGGGGGGGGGACAGGCAGGCUGGCCGGCCGGCCAAUCAGCUCUGUGGUUUAUUUCAAUUAUUCACAGAUUUGUUUUAUGUAUUUGGGGGGCAAACGGGGGGUGGAGCUAAAUAGUGGAAAUCUUGCCUGUCCUUGCAAUGCCUCCUUUGGGGGUGGGGAUGAGGAGGAUCAAAAAAAGGUGGACCACUUCACUGCUUAUGGCAGAAGUGCCUCUUGUGACCAUUAGCCAUUUUUGUGGAUUUCUCUCUCCAGCAUGAACUUGGCUGCUGGCAUUGUUGUUAUUUCUUCUGGAGUGUUCAAGCAUGGUUGGCUCUCCUGCUUUGCGGGUCUAAAGACCUAAGGUGCAUCUGGGGCUGUCCCAUUCUGUCUCCCAUCUAGCUCCCAUUCUGGUUUGUGCUGCAUGGUCCCCAGUACUCAUGAAUCUUACUGCUUCUCGGUUGUCAACUCUUCCCCCACAUCUCGAAAAAACCCACACCACUGCUCUUUUACCUCUGAGCAGGUGAAACGUCCUCAUCACUGCACAAUCCUAUGCAAGUUUACUCAGAAGUAAGUCCCACAGUGUUCUUUGAGGCUUAUUCCUGGGUAAUGUGUGUAGGGUUCAUUUUUCCAAACUUUAGUCUAACAGUUUUGUUACUGUGGGGGAAAAUACAGGUCUAUAAAUUUAAACUGUAGCAUAAAUGCCAUUCAUAAAUAGUCUCUUCUCAUCACAGCCAAAUACAUUCUUCCUUGUAUUUUCAAAUUCCUUGUGUUUUCUUAUGUCUGUGCUUUUCUUUUACUAGGGACCCUGAAAUCUGGCGUCAGGCUUGUUUGAAGGUUUGGGGCAGGACCUGUAACAAAUUGGUUCCUUAUACCUCAUGGAGGGAAAUGUUUUUGGAAAGACCUAGAGUUCGAUUUGAUGGUAAGGCAAUCAUUAACCAAGAAAAUCAGCACUUAAGACAAUUGCAGCAGCAUUUUCUCUCUUAUUUAAAUAUAUCCCAAUGUAAUAUGUUAACUGGUCAGUUACUGAUAGGUGAAGUGUUUGAGUGUUAGUUCGCCCAGGGGUUAAAUGACUGGUAAAACUGAAGUGGUUGAGUUGGUGGGACUAUAUCACAUGCUUGAUGCAUUGACCUCAUGCCACUAGAUUAACCACAACUGUGUUGCAAUGGAUAGGACUGCAGCAUGUAAAUUAAUAAGAGAAAGAUGAGGAUCACUAUGUGACCUCUAUAUUAGAGAUCCAAUGGAUUUCAAAGAGGUUUUUAGAUGGAAUAAUAUAAUUGGAAGUUUAAAAAAUUAUCACUUUAUAAGCGUGAAUCAUUUAAGAACUCAGUGGGUCAUUGUUCAUAAAUUUAUAUAUCUCUUUUUUUACUUCCUAUUCCAUAGGCGUAUACAUCAGCAAGACAACAUACAUACGUCAAGGAGAACAGUCUCUUGAUGGCUUCUAUAGGGCAUGGCACCAAGUGGACUAUUACAGGUACUACUACUUCUUCAUGCAGUUCAGCUUGGUUAUUCUUAAUAGUGAUAACUGCAGCAGAUAAGACCCUAACUUGACAAAUAAUGCUCAUGUAUAAUUUUGUAAGGAUUAAGGUUUUAAUUUCUAAAUCAUAGUUCUAUUUUCAGUUGGAAACCACUGAAAAUCACUUGGACUCAGUAUUUCACAUUGUGAACCCUUCCAUGUUUCUCAAACUAUGAGCAUACAGAGCAUUAACUGCUCUUGGAUAUGACACCCCAGUGCUAAAUCUUCACACUGAUAUCUCUGCUUGUGCUGCUGGUAUAGCUCCAGUAGCACCACUGAAUCUCUGUGAUUGUGAAAUUAUGGGGACCUAUGCUGUUCUGUUGCAUUCUCUCACCAAGAUCCAAAACACUGUGUGGUGAGCCUCUUUCUGGUCUCAAGACUCCCACAUCCCCAAACAUGGAACAUUUGGGAGCAGUCUGUCUUUACAUAAGAAACUAUUUGAAAUAGUUCUGGUGGUCAGAACUAAAUAGUCAGACAAGUUCUGGUGGUCCUGCACAGACAUUUGUAUGCAGGUACAAGCCGAUUGCAGCAUAAUCACCUGUUUUCAAGUAGGAAAAAUGUAAACAUAUAUGGGAACUUGGUUUAAGUUGUAUUUCUUUGUUUUGUUUUCAAAUUUAUGUGAUUUUACAGAAGCAAAAUCAUCCUUCCCAGGUUAAUGUUGCUUAAUUUUGUAGGUACAUGAGAUUCUUCCCAGAUGGCCAAGUAAUGAUGCUAACAACUCCGGAAGAACCUCAGUCUAUUGUUCCUCGUUUACGAACUAAAAACACAAGGUGUGUUAAGUUUAUGUAUCAGAGAAUUUUAUUUGUCAAGCAUUGAAAGGAUUGGCACCUUGUCUUUUAAUUAAGGGGGAUGUCAGGAUUUAAAGUAAGGUGAGAGCACUAAAAUACUGUACCAUUAACAUUCAGGAGCAAACUAAAAUACAAAUUAAGUGGCUUGAGAGUUGCAGCCCCAAGUUGUCACUUAAAGAGAGGAAAGCAGUAUCUGUGAAGUAUUGUCAGCUCUUUGAGAAGUAUAUUUUAAUGGAGUCUUUUCCUUCUAAACCUUAGAACGGAUGCAAUCCUGCUUGGCCAUUAUCGCCUUUCCCAGGAUACGGACAAUCAAACCAAAGUAUUUGCUGUAAUGACAAAGAAGAAGGAAGAGGUACAUAUGAAACAAAAUGCUAGAGGACUGAGACAUUGGUUAAGAUAGCAAGAAAGCAGUAAAUGCUUUCUUGAACACAAUUUCUUAAUAGAAAAGAAGCUAUCAGCCUUGUUCCCAGCGUUGCUUAGAAAUUCCAAGACACACAAAAAAAUCAGUGCACUUUUGAUAGAAUCGGCCUACCAUUUUGAUUCAAAAUGUUGUCAAACUUUAUCGAAACAUAGACAAAAACCUGCUUCUUAAUCUCAAGAACCAUUAUGUGAAAUUCGGUUACAGUAUCUUAAGAGGUAUCAAGAUGCAUAGAGAACAGAUAGACAAACAACUUUUCAAAAUAAAUAGAAGAUACAUACACCUCCAAAGUACUUCCACAAAGGCCCUCAAUUUCCUUUUUAAAACCCAUAAAUUUAGUUUUUUGUUUUGUUAUUGCCAUGCUAGGCUGCCUUCUGGUAUCACCUAAUUUACCAGUUACUUAAAAUGCCAUUUAAAUGUAGACAGAGUUAACAACAAUUUGUAAUCUCUUUUGAGGGAGAUAAAUGAAGGGGGUUGGGCAAAUACAUGGUUUCUGCACAUGCCUUUAGAUUAUGCCUCAUUUGUGAUCUCUCUCCUGCUGCUCUGAACCAAAUAAUUGAUGAUUGUUAGCUGCGGGUUUAGGGGGAGGAAUGUGGGCUUAUGGGCAAGAAAUAGUAGAACAUCAGAAUUUUAGUGGGCAGGGAGAGAGAGAAAGUAGACAAGGGUCAGUUGAAGUCAAGGGAUAGAAAUUCAGGUGGAGGUAAGACUUUACGGGAGGUAAGCUGAAGGCAGCAGAGGUGUCGAGAAGGACCUUGUUUCCUCUGUUUGUCUUCCAGUAAUUUUUUUGCAGGCCUCCACUGCUAUGUUUUUAAUAGGAGCUUUCUACUGUAAGUCUGGUUUUUAGAUAUUUUGAUCUUUAUAAGCCGUUUAAAUAUAAAGAGCAUCCAUUUUUCUGUAAAAUAAACUCAAACUGCUUAGGUGAUGAUUUUUCACCCAGAAAGCCUUCUGUUGCUUACAGUUUCUCAGUUCUGACCAUCCUGUUGUGAUUGUUUUAUGAUAAUGAUAGGUUAUCAUAUAUAGAACCUACGUAUUUUCACAAAUGGGAAUAUACAGGCAGUGUCAUUUAUUCGGCAGCCUUAACUCUGAUUUUCAGCUUUGGCAACUAUCUUUACUGUUACAUAUUCUCGACAGCACUAUAUUGUUUCUGUUUCCAUGUAGAAACCAAUUGACUACCACAAGUACAGAUAUUUCUGUCGUGUCCCUGUGCAAGAAACUGACCACAGCUUUCAUGUAGGGCUACAGCUGUGUUCCAGUGGCCGCCAGAGAUUCAACAAGCUUGUUUGGAUUCAUCACUCUUGUCACAUUACUUACAAGUAAGUUUUUGGAUUAAAAAAGGGAGAGAGGAAAGAAUACUGUUUGGUUGGGAUUAAUGACAGAGAGUGGUCAGUCCUUCUGUCCCCUUCCUCAUGUUUGGUGCCUGGAGGAGGUGAGGAUGCAGUGCCCCUCCAUCAGCCUCUACCAGUGGGGAAGAGUGGUGAUGGUGGGGGCUUUGCCAUGGUGGGGGCCCCUAGGGAUGGUCCUGGAGCAGUCUGUGGGACGGGGCGGAAUGCUAAAAAUUGCCUUUACGCCCAUUCCACUGAUGGAUGCAUUAGCGAAAGAAAAACAAUUGGAUUUCCUCCACUACAAGAAUUUGUAAAUAGAUGAGGCUUGGUACAGUCAACUCAGUCCUUAAGAUAGAUGGGGAAGAUGCUUUGCUUGUGUUGUCCUGCAUUAAUCCAUGGUUCAGGAAUGCACAACAGGGGCAUCUUGGUAGUGGCACCUGGUUUUGGAGAUGCCAUUCCCUUGAAGAUAAAUUUGUUCUCACUAUAUACAGUAUUCAGAUGUCAGCUGAAGAUAAUGUUUGCUUCCCCAGGCUUUUACAAAUUGAGAUUAGAUCAUUUUAAUACUUAACAGUUACAGGGUUUUGUUUUCUUUUUUGUAAAUUUUAAUGGUUCAAAUAAUUAUUUGCUUUAUGAGGUGGCAUUACUCAGCACCUCGUGAGAUUACUGGAAUUCUUAUUCCAUUUUUUCCCCUGGCAUUUACAAGGUGUUGGCCCACAUGGCUUUCAGAUCCAUUUUUGUAACCAUAAGCUGCAGCCAUAAGUUACAGAAACUAAUAAAAUAAAAUGAAAUCUUAAGAUUUUGGGGAAGCUGAAUUUUGUCUUCAGUACCAUUUUCUGCAAUAUUGCAGCACCGGUCUAAUGUGUUUCUGUAAUAUCUUUUAUAGGUCUACUGGUGAAACAGCAGUCUCUUCUUUUGACAUCGACAAGAUGUACACCCCUUUGUUCUUUGCACGAGUGAAGAGCUUUACUGCAUUUUCAGAAAGACCUCUCUAAGAAGGUUACAUCUCUUACUCUUGCAUGAAAAAUUACAGCAAACAACACUUAAGUUAUAAAUGUGUGUAUAUAUAUACAUAUAUAUAUAUAUGAAUUUUAUUUUAAAAAAUGGGGGAUCUUUUUGAAAGAUAUAUACUGGAAAUAAUUUGAUUUAGGGUGGCAGGGUUAUUUUAUUGGUUCUGAAGUCAAGUUUACACAUUAUUUUAAACUUGUUUAUGUUGUGAAAAGACUUUGAUAACAUAAAAGGCAUUUUUGCCAUGUCAUUUUAUGAGCAAAUUUAUAAGCUGUUCUCUUUCCAGCGUAAGGCUUCAUCUGCCUAUGCACCUUAAGUUCAGGAAUCGUUCUAAACCUACUGCUGUACAUAAGACAUGGUGUGCGUGCAUUGGGGGAAGGCUCAAAAUGUGAAGAAAUUGUCCUACAUCUGUGUGUGGCCUACACAAAUGUAAAAUAAAUGUUUACUUUGAAAUACAUGUAUUUGGGUUGCCUUUCAAGAAGAGACAUUGACUUUGCUGUAAGCUGAAGCCUUACAAAAAAAAAUUAAGCAAGGGAAGCAAAGUCGGAAGUUCAGCUUCAGUUGUUGCUAUCUGUUUUGGCAUCACAUUGUUUCAACAACUAGUAGUUAUUGCAUUGCAAGGGGUAGAAGAUGAGCGAGAAGUCACAUUGGGGAACUGGCUGCCUCUCUCUUCUUCUUGAUCCAGGAAAGGAUUUCAAGAAAGCAAUUUGGAGCACUGAACUUGAAAGUUCAUUGUUUGAAUUAUGUUAUGCAAAUGAGAAUAGGGCUGUACUCAAGUAUGUUUGUCUUUUCUUUGUUUAAUCCUUCACCUAACUGCUAAGAAUACUGCACACCCCUAGGGUGUUUUGUCACACUAAACUGAUUUUUUUGCUUUUGGGGACUCCUACAGAUGUUCAGGUACUGUGUGCUGCUUCUCCUGCGUAUGUACUUUGGGAGUUGAAUGCAACUGCUGUAUGACGCUUAUCAUAAAUAUGUACUUACAAACAUAAAACUAAAGUUUCUAAAUGUUUUUCUUC
Messenger RNA from Podarcis lilfordi (Lilford's wall lizard), 23586 nucleotides. NCBI's taxonomy places the organism in Eukaryota, Metazoa, Chordata, Lepidosauria, Squamata, Lacertidae. The record is from the annotation of a GenBank genome assembly.